UUAUUUAUUCAUUUUUAUUUUCUAAAGUUUAACACCCCCCCCCCAGAUGGUUAUUUUUUAGUUUGCACAGAUGUAGUAGUUGAUUUGUUACUAGAUUGAAUACAUAUAAAAAAUUUUUUCUGCUUACCUUUUCAAUUAAGUAAUUUCAAAUCAAGAGCUCACCUUACAUUUAGACACCCUGUAAGAUAUUUGGCUAGCUAGAGACAUUUGUGUUCAUGACACCACCCUCAGCUGCGAGGUCUGGCCUUCUCUAAGUCAUAAACAUAAUUGCAAGAUUUAGAAACAUCAGUUAUAAAUUUAUGGCUCUAAGCCAUGUUCUGAUAGUAAGAAGGUCUUUUUAAAUUAUUUUAAUUCCUGAAUUAUUUAUUGCAGCAGUAAUUUAGUAGUAAUUUUUAACUUGCUUUUAACUGGUUUCUUUUAAUCCAUUAGAGUUAAAUUCACCAACUCACCACUAGAGGUCUCCUCUUUCCAUACAGAAAGCAUUCCCAGAGGUAGCUUGAAUUCCUUAGAAAUUGCUAAAUUUAAUUAGCAAGUCACACUUGAGAAUGUAAAAACCUACCAAUUUAUUUUUUAUCUUUAUUGAUAAAUAAACAUUUGAUUUUCAUGUUUAUUUUAAUAUAAUAUCUAGUAUUUUUAGAAAUCAUAGCUGAAGUAGCAAAUUUGGCCUUUUCUUUAAGCUGAAUUAUAAGGUGGGCCACAAUAAGUCAAAGUGCAUCAGUUUUCAUGGACCACUCAAAUUUACCUGCUUAAUAACAGUUUCUCUGGUUUUUACCUUUCUCCAUGGAAAUAUAUCAAUCAUUAAAGACUACUAGCAAACAUUCAUUAAACUCUGGCAUUGUACUAGGUACUAAGCAAAAUGGAAAUGAAUAAGAUGUGAUCCUUGGUCUUCCUUUUGCUCUACAUACUUUUCUUUUUUCUGCCUAACUGGAAACUUUUAAUCAUCCUUUCAGGACCAUCCCAAAAGAAAACUCUUUUAGGCUCUGACAGAACGUGUUCAUACCUCUACUAAGACACUAUGUUGCAUGUUAUUUCUUUAUGUCUUCUGCCUUCAUUAGACUAUGCAUUCUAUGAGGACAGGAACCAUAUCUUUGUCUCUGUUGUUUUGUUUGGUUUUUCUAUCUUCCCAUUAUACCUCUUGAACUAGGUAUAGCAGACAUUCAAUAAAUAUUUAUUGAGUGAAUGAAUAGAUGGAUGGAUGAAGAUGGCAUUUGAAUAAGGUCUUGAAGUUGGCAAAAGAAACUGGGAAACUGAGACAGGAGUGACUUCUUCAAUAGAGAUUGAGAGGCAAAUCAAAUGAUGCUGUUUGGAAAAAUUUCCUGGCAGUUGUGUGGCUUAAGGAAACUCCCAUGGUCAUGUGACUCCAGAUACUUCUGGGGCUGGUUGAAUGCAGUGUUUAAUAAAGUAGAUCGUGAACGCAUCAAGGAAGUUGGCCCUGAAAGGGCAGCCUCCGAGUGGCUGCUUCGCUGUGGGGCCAUGGUACGCUAUCAUGGCCAGGAGAGGUGGCAGAAGGACUACAACAACCUCCCAACAGGCCCUCUGGACAAAUACAAGAUCCAGGCCAUCGAUGCCACUGACUCUUGUAUCAUGAACAUUGGAUUUGAUCACCUAGAGGGCCUACAGCAUGUUGAAAAAAUAAGGUUAUGCAAGUGUCAUUAUAUCGAGGAUGACUGUUUGGAGAGAAUUAGUCAACUUGAAAAUUUACAAAAAAGUUUGUUGGAAAUGGAAAUAAUUUCAUGUGGGAAUGUCACAGACAAAGGCAUCAUUGCUUUGCAAAAAUUAAGAAACCUCAGGUAUUUGUUGCUAAGUGAUCUUCCUGGAAUAAGAGAGAAAGAAAACCUUGUUAAAAUCUUUAAGGCAUUACUACCUUAUCUGGAACUAAAAUUAGACUUGAAGCAAAAUAAUAAUCAUCAAUAAGUGCCUUAUUCAAUAUAAAGUAUCAUUUAAAAUUGAUCCUAAACAGCAACGAAUAUUAUGUAAGCAUCAUUAGAACUAUAAGGAUGUCAUAUCAGGAUAUUUUAAAAGCAGAAAGUCCAUCAUGUAGAAAAUAAAUAUUCAGAUGAGACUCAUUAAAGUUACUAAACUGAAAUGAUGCAAACUAAGUAACAUUUUAAUUCUAAUUUACUCAUUUUAUAUAGAUAUUUAUAUAGAUAUCUCGAUGUAGAUACUGACUUAGAAUUCUUUAAAUACAUUUAAAUGUACAACACAGAUAUUCUUGAUUGUAUUUUAACAGUAAUUUAUGUUGCACUUUAAAGUUAUUGAAGCACGUUACUAUAAAUGUAUAAUUUUGAAAAACUGAAAGCUAAAUUUCAGAUUCAUUGAAGUCAAUUAUGCCAAGAAGUCAGUAGUUGUGGAGGCAUUCAUAUCGCUCUCAGGAUUUGCAUGCUUUUCUCAUAAUUCUGCAUUCCUGUGUUUUUCAUAAUUACACCCUUUCUCUGAAUGAGUAGUUUCUGGCUAACUUGUCAAUUUUCUAAGCUUAGUCUGGUAUUUUAUUAUAAGUAGACAUAAAUACUUGGCUGAAUUCAAAUAGUUCCUCUGAUUGCAUUAGAAUAGAGGAAACAAUCAUGAAGACCAGCACUUACUUUUUGCUUAAAUUAAAAAAUUGCUAUAAACAGAAAACUUUAACAUGUCAAUUAGAAAUGGAUUUUUAUUUCCCCAUAUACAGUGGAUACUAUUUCCUGUGAGCUCAAGGAUAUCAUAAAGACAAAAUUCAUUUUAUAUCUAGAAAACAGUGUUAAAGAUUAUUAUUAAGUAGAUAAAAAUAUAUCUUUAUUCUUACCUGCUUAAAGUGGCCCUGAUUCAGUUAUUGUUAGUUAUAUGCCAACUUGUUUGUGGAUUUCUGUACAUUUGGUUUGAAUAUAACUUUGCAAAUAAUGUCAAAAUAAACACUUUCUAUGAUACAGAAUUUUGGUAGAAAAAUGAAUUUUAAUUGUGUUCAGAAACUAGCUUAUAUAAAUAGCACAUACCAUAAAUGAUACACUAUUUACUAAUAUAAUUGCCACUGUCAUUUUAAAAAAUCAGAAAUUAGUACAUUUACAAAAAAGACAAGGAUAUAGAAUAGUUUCAUGUGAAACAGUGGUGAUUCCAUGUGAAGAAAGGAUUACAGAUAUGGUUAAACAUAAGCACGCAUUUAUAGAACUCAUAAACAAUAAGCACUCCUGUCUCAUUUGUUUGAUUACCGUAUGAUGAAGCAACUGAUUCACCACAGUUUAGGCUGGAGCUACUUUUCUAUUCUGAGUGGUUUUCUGUAAAACUAUUAGAUUAAUUAUGCAGUUACAGUCAUCUGCCUUGUCAAGUGCAUUGUUUUGUGUUAAGGAAAAGAAGAAAAACACCAAAUGUAAACUAGUCACAGAAGUUGGAUAUCCUCCUUUGUCCUUUGAAUCAAGGCUACAUAACAAGAAUUAGAUAAUACUGGGGUUAGUCAGCUUACUAUCAGCUCUACGCAAGAAGCUACAUACAUGAGGAAGACUAUGGAUAUCAUUAAAUUGGCUGGGCAGCCAAAAUGAUUGAACAUUGUCAGAAUUUGGUGGAUUACUUAGCUGUAAGUAAUAAGGUCAUAUGCUCUCAUGAAGAAAAUUAACAUAGCAGUAAACUGAGGGUGUAGAAGAAAUGUUUCGAAGAUACAGUCAAAUACAACGUUUAAAACCAUGGCUGAGAACUGCUAGGAAAUAGGAGCAUCACAUCAACCAAAAAUGGCUGAGUUAUAAGAAACAGAAUUUUAUAUUGCCCUUGUGUCCAGGUGACAAGGAUGAAAAGGCUGUUUGAAUAGGAGCAAUAGGCCAAAGCAGAGCUAAUUUUGUCAUUUUACCUAUCACUGUGCAAAGCUAGGAAUCCUUAGUAAUACAUU
Myotis myotis is the source of this 3844-nucleotide messenger RNA. It is a transcript of the gene DMAC2L, whose product is annotated as distal membrane arm assembly complex 2 like. Bases 1294 to 1914 code for a protein of 206 amino acids. NCBI's taxonomy places the organism in Eukaryota, Metazoa, Chordata, Mammalia, Chiroptera, Vespertilionidae. The record is from RefSeq and is a predicted model, not a curated record. The transcript has 6 exons.